AGCCUCCGCUGCUGGGCCCCAACUGAGCCAGCGCUGCUCUGGAUAAAGCACCCUCCCUCACAGCCUCCUCCCCUCCUGGCCUUUGCCCCAGGCUGGGGCCUGGGCCCCAUCCCUGGCUGUGUGGGCCUACACCUGCCAGGUGUGCUUUUCCAGGAAUGGAGGAGGGCCUGUAGCCAUGAAGCCAGUGCUAUUUGUCACCCUUUGGUGGGUGCCGCUUCUGGUGUCCGGGCUGGGAUCCCCGGAAGAGGCCUCCUUCUACUACGGAACCUUCCCACCUGGAUUCUCCUGGGGUGUGGGCAGCUCCGCCUUCCAGACGGAGGGCGCCUGGGACCAGGAUGGGAAGGGGCCCAGCAUCUGGGAUGCCUUCACGCACAGCGGGAAGGGCAAGGUGCUUGGGGAGGAGACAGCGGAUGCGGCCUGUAAUGGCUACUACAGGGUCCAGGAGGACGUCAUGCUGCUGAGGGAGCUGCACGUGAACCACUACCGGUUCUCCCUGUCUUGGCCCAGGCUCCUGCCCACUGGUGUCCGAGCUGACCGGGUGAACGAGAAGGGAAUCAAAUUCUACAGCGACCUCAUCGAUGCCCUUCUGAAGAGCAACAUCACCCCCAUCGUGACCCUGCACCACUGGGACCUCCCGCAGCUGCUCCAGGUCAAGUACGGCGGGUGGCAGAAUGCGAGCAUGACCAGCUACUUCAGCGAUUACGCCAACUUGUGCUUCGAGGCCUUCGGGGACCGGGUGAAGCACUGGGUCACGUUCAGUGAUCCGCGGACGAUGGCAGAAAAGGGCUAUGAGACGGGCCACCACGCACCAGGCCUGAAGCUCCACGGCACAGGCUUGUACAAGGCGGCGCACCACAUCAUUAAGGCCCAUGCCCAAGCCUGGCAUUCGUACAACAGCACAUGGCGCAGCCGGCAGCAAGGGCUGGUGGGGAUUUCAUUAAACUGCGACUGGGGGGAACCAAUGGACCCGGAUAAUCCCAAGGACAUAGAAGCUGCCGAGAGAUAUCUCCAGUUCUGCCUGGGCUGGUUUGCCAACCCCAUUUAUUCUGGUGACUACCCCCAAGUCAUGAAGGAGCGUAUCGGAAGGAAGAGUGCAGAGCAGGGCCUGGAUGUGUCGAGGUUACCUGUGUUCUCACUCCAGGAAAAGGGCUACAUUAAAGGCACAUCGGAUUUCUUAGGAUUGGGUCACUUUACGACUCGGUACAUCACAGAAAGGAACUACCCCUCCCGCCGGGGGCCCAGCUACCAGAGCGAUCGUGACUUAGUGGAACUGGUUGACCCAAACUGGCCUGACCUGGGGUCUCAGUGGCUACGUUCUGUGCCGUGGGGAUUUAGGAGGCUCCUCAACUUUGCUCAGACUCAAUAUGGUGAUCCUCCCAUAUAUGUGAUGGAAAAUGGAGCAUCGCAAACAUUACACUGUACUCCAUUAUGUGACAAGUGGAGGAUUAAAUACCUUAAAGGAUAUAUAAAUGAAAUGUUAAAAGCUAUAAAAGAUGGUGCUAACAUAAAAGGGUAUACUUCCUGGUCUCUGUUGGAUCAGUUUGAAUGGGAGAAAGGAUAUUCAAAUAGAUAUGGAUUCUACUAUGUCGAAUUUAACAACAGAAAUAAGCCUCGGUACCCAAAAGCUUCAGUUCAAUAUUACAAGAAGAUUGUCACUGCCAAUGGCUUUCCCAAUCCGAGAGAGGUGGAAAGUUGGUACUUCAAAGCCUUGGAAACUUGCUCUAUCAACAAUCAAAUGCUUGCUGCAGAGACUUUGCUAAGCCACAUGCAGAUGGUGACGGAGAUCGUGGUACCCACAGUCUGCACCCUCUGUGUGCUAAUCGCUGCAGUUCUCCUCAUGUUCCUCCUGCGGAGCCAGAGCUGA
Molecule: messenger RNA, 1864 nt
Organism: Pipistrellus kuhlii (Kuhl's pipistrelle)
Lineage: Eukaryota; Metazoa; Chordata; Mammalia; Chiroptera; Vespertilionidae
Gene: LCTL
Product: lactase like
Exons: 13
Coding region: 176-1864 (562 amino acids)
Biological process (GO): carbohydrate metabolic process
Molecular function (GO): beta-glucosidase activity
Source: RefSeq, a predicted model, not a curated record